Messenger RNA from Mauremys mutica (yellowpond turtle), 4129 nucleotides. It is a transcript of the gene MAP3K10, whose product is annotated as mitogen-activated protein kinase kinase kinase 10. NCBI's taxonomy places the organism in Eukaryota, Metazoa, Chordata, Testudines, Geoemydidae. The transcript is spliced from 9 exons. Gene Ontology annotation, biological process: positive regulation of apoptotic process; protein phosphorylation. The coding region runs from base 805 to 3606 and encodes 933 amino acids. Gene Ontology annotation, molecular function: JUN kinase kinase kinase activity; ATP binding; protein binding. The record is from RefSeq and is a predicted model, not a curated record.
CAGAGACCCCCACGGGCCGGGUGCAGAGACCCCCACGGGCCGGGGCCGGGCGCACCGGGCAGCGGUGCCAGCCAGGAACAGGUGAGGCGAACGCUCUGCCAGCUGCUGGGUGGCAGGAAGUGGCUGUGUCCCAGCUGGCGCCGGGUCCCAUCCUGCCACCUCGCCGGCUGGAGCCCUCGUGCCCUGCGCCCCGGGGCACCCAUCGCAAGCGCCCGCGGGCUGGUGGGCACCUCUAGCCUCACAGAGCCAGACCCAAGCCAGGGAGAGACGAGGCUCCGAUCUGGUCCCUGGUGUAGCCAGGGCAGCUGCGGCGGAGCCGCGGCUCCGGGCCCCGGGCCCUCGCUCCCUGUCCACGCGGGGCAGCUCCUCGGCUAUUUAUCUGUCCUCAAAGAAAGCAUGAGGCCUCCUUUCUUCUGAGCGGAUCCGCGCCACGGCCGGGCAGAGCCGGCGCCCGGAGAUGCAAAGGCUGGACGCGCCGGUCCCUCGCUUCAAAGGGAAGCAACGCAAUUGAGAGGUGCAGGGGGGACCCAGCCAGGCUCCAGGGAAGGCCCCUGCUCUCAGCUGUGCCUUGUGCUGCAGGGGUUAGUCCACAGCGCCAGCCACCCACCUGCGGCCCACGCCUGCCGGGCUGCAGCCGAGAGGCGACGCGCUGGGAGCUCUGGAUGUUGCUGCCGUGGUGGGAGCGGGCACCGGGGGCCAGUCCCUGGGCCAGCGACGGCGGGCGGCUGUCCCCGCUCAGAGCACGGAAGCAUGUCCCAGCAGCACGCAGCCACCUAGGCCGGCCGGCACGGCGGAGGGCCCAGGAUGGAGCCUGGGCACAAGGCGCUGCCCGGCGAGGAGGCCGGGGAUGGGCCGGAGGAUGGCGACGGGGGGUGGAACCACAAAGCCAACCCCUUCUGGACGGCCGUCUUCGACUACGAGGCGGCGGCGGAAGAGGAGCUGACGCUGCGGCGCGGCGACCUGGUGGAGGUUCUCUCCCAGGACUCCACCGUGUCGGGAGACGAGGGCUGGUGGACGGGGAAAAUCGAGGACAGAGUGGGCGUCUUCCCCUGUGACUACGUGGCCAGCAGCCCCCCGGGUGGUCCCUACCCUCUGCCGCUGGAGAUCUCCUUCCAGGAGCUGCUGCUGGACGAGAUCAUCGGGGUGGGGGGCUUCGGGAAGGUCUACAAGGGCGUGUGGCGGGGGGAGGAGGUGGCGGUGAAGGCGGCGCGCCAGGACCCCGACGAGGACAUCAGCACCACAGCCGAGAGCGUCCGGCAGGAGGCCCGGCUGUUCUGCAUGCUGCACCAUCCCAACAUCAUCGCCCUGAAGGCCGUGUGCCUCCAGCCCCCCAACCUGUGCCUGGUGAUGGAGUACGCCCGCGGCGGCGCCCUCAACCGAGCACUGGCCGGCAGGAAGGUGCCACCCCACGUGCUGGUGAACUGGGCCGUGCAGAUCGCCCGCGGCAUGAACUACCUGCACAACGAGGCCGUGGUGCCCAUCAUCCACCGCGACCUGAAAUCCAUCAAUGUCCUGAUCCUGGAGAAGAUGGAGGCCGGGGAGCUGGGCGGCCGCACGCUGAAGAUCACGGACUUUGGGCUGGCGCGCGAGUGGCACAAGACGACCAAGAUGAGUGCGGCCGGCACCUACGCCUGGAUGGCGCCCGAAGUCAUCCGGCUCUCGCGCUUCUCCAAGAGCAGCGACGUCUGGAGUUUCGGGGUGCUGCUGUGGGAGCUGCUGACCGGGGAGGUGCCGUACCGGGAGAUCGACGCGCUGGCCGUGGCCUAUGGCGUGGCCAUGAACAAGCUGACGCUGCCCAUUCCCUCCACCUGCCCCGAGCCCUUCGCCCGCCUGCUGGCAGGUGAGUGCCCGGGGGGGACGGGGUGUGCCUGGGGGGGCUCGCCCCAGGAGGGGGGGCUCCAGGGGUGCCCCUGGGCCCGGCUGACUCUCUCUCCCGCCGCAGAGUGCUGGGACCCAGACCCCCACGCCCGGCCGCCCUUCGGGAGCAUCCUGGGGCGGCUGGUGGCCAUCGAGCACUCGGCCAUGUUCUCCAUGGCCCUGGACGCCUUCCACUCGCUCCAGGACGACUGGAAGCUGGAGAUCCAGCAGAUGUUCUGUGAGCUGCGCGCCAAGGAAAAGGAGCUGCGGAGCCGGGAGGAGGAGCUGCUGCGGGCGGCGCAGGAGCAGAAGACGCAGGAGGAGGAGCUGCGGCGGCGCGAGCAGGAGCUGGCCGCCCGCGAGAUCGACAUCGUCCAGCGCGAGCUGCACCUGCUCAUGGACCAGCUGGGCCAGGAGCGGCCCCGGGUCAAGGGGCGCAAGGGCCACUUCAAACGCAGCCGCCUCAAGCUGCGCGACGGGAACCGCAUCAGCCUGCCCUCAGGCUUCCAACACAAGAUCACGGUGCAGGCGUCGCCCACCCUGGACAAGCGGAAAGGCCCAGGAGCCAACGGCACCAGCCCCCCCGUGAGCCCCAUCAUCAUUCCCCGCCUGAGGGCCAUCCGCCUGACGCCUGUGGACGGCAGCCAGACGUGGGGCCGCAGCGCGGGGCUGAAGAGGGAGGCGCUGGCGGGGAACAAGAAGAAGGGGCGCACGUGGGGGCCCAGCUCCACGCUGCAGAAGGAGCGGCUCGGCGGGGAGGAGCGGCUGAAGGCUCUGGGCGAGGGCAGCAAGCAGUGGUCGUCCAGCGCCCCCAACCUCGGCAAGUCCCCGAAACGCGCCCCCAUGACAGGGGGUUUCGCCAGCCUGACGGAGAUGGAGGAGCACGCGGAGGCGGGGGGCAGCGCCCCCCAGUCCCCGGCCGAGCUGCCCCCCAGCACCGAGGGCCCGCGGGGGGCCGGGCCCCACAAGCGCAGCGCCGUGGCUCUCCUGGGCUGCGCCUCCGUCCUGGCUGCGGUGGCGCUGGGCAGCGACCUGCUGGAGCUGGGCCUGGGGCCGGCGGGGGGGCGAGGCCCGCGGGGGGGCCGCGCCCGGGGGCACCAGGGGCCCCCCAGCUCCGUCACGCUGCUGUCGCUCUCCUCCCUCUCCGACUGCAACUCCACCAAGUCCCUGCUGCCCCCGGACGAGGAGCCGCCCCCCGGGCCCCCGGCCCUCGGCGCCCCCCCCGCCCACAACCCCCUGCUGGACCUCCGGGCCGAGAGCUUCAAGAGGGACCCGCACCAGUCGCUGACGCCCACCCACGUGCCGGCCGCCCGGGCGCUGACCCGCGGGCACCGGCGAACGCCCUCGGACGGGGCCCUGCGCCCGCCCGCGCCCGGCCAGCAGGGGGCGCCCGGGGCAGGCUCCCAGGAGCCCCUGGACCCCCCCGCGCUCUUCCCGCCCCCAUCGCGGCGCAGGCCCCCCGAGACGGAACCGGCCGUCGAGCGCCCCAAGACCCUGGAGUUCGCGCCCCGGCCCCGCCCCUCGCCCGCCCGCUCCCGCAUUGACCCCUGGAAACUCGUCUCCUUCGGAAGGACUCACCGCUCGUCCCCGGGCAGCGGGUGCGAGACGCAGGGGGAGCGGCCGGACCCCCCCAGCGCCCGCCAGACGCUGCUGGACAUAGACAUGGAGGGGCAGAGCAAGGACAGCACGGUGCCGCUCUGCGGGGGGGCACCGCACUCUGCCAGCCUGGAUGCCGACAUGUCCCAUUGACCCCCCAGAGUAUGGGGCACCUCCCAUGAAUGUACACCCCCCCCACAGCCGGCGUGGGGCACCAGACCUACCUGUGGGGAGGCCCUCUUGGAUGGACCAACCUCUUUACUGUGCGCCUGCGCCACCAUCCCCCAUCCUGCUGCUGACCCCAUGUCCCACCCUCAGCGGGCUGAGAUCCCACCGCACCCACCAACGGCUCCAAAGGCUUUGCUGUGGGAGAAGCUGCUGCCUCCGAGGAGCGGGGUUGGGAAGGGAAUUGUGGGGGAGGGGAGCAUGUGUAUUUAUUGAUGGGGGUUAAGGACCCCCCCCCCAUUUAAAUUCCAUGUGGUGUUUGUAAAAAAAAAAAAGAAAGGUUAAAAAAAACAAAGAACCGUUCUGUGCCAGCAGGGGGUGCUUGUCCCCCAUGAACACAGUUACUAAGGUGGCAUUUCCACGCCAGCUGUGCAUGCAGCUGAGCCCCCCGCCAACUGCUUACAGGCCCCUCCCUCACUGGGCACUGAGCUGCAGCCACCUCUGGGGUGGG